This is a messenger RNA of Adineta steineri, 423 nucleotides long. Lineage: Eukaryota; Metazoa; Rotifera; Eurotatoria; Adinetida; Adinetidae. The record is from the annotation of a GenBank genome assembly.
AUGGCUAACAACAGCAAUGCUGAAGCUUUCAAAGGCACGUGGGAUUAUGUUGAUGGUGAAAAUAAUGAUGAAUAUUUGAAAGAAAUUGGUGUUGGUAUGAUGGGACGUUUAGCAGCUAAAGGACUUAAACCACGUUUAGUUAUUAGUGAAGAGCAUGGAAAAUGGGCAGUUCGUACAGAAACUACUGUAAAAACAAUGACAUUAGAAUUCACUCCUAAUGUUGAAUAUAAAGAAACAACAGGCGAUGGACGUGAACUCAAAGGAACUGUUCGUUUUGAAAAUGGUAAAUGGAUUCAAAAGAUGCAUGACAAGCAUGGUAAAGAAUCGACGACAACGCGUUGGAUAGACGAAAAAGGUCAAUUACAAAGUGUUUCAGAAUGUGGAAAAGUCAAAGCUCAAAAAUUUUACAAACGUGUUCAGUAG